Messenger RNA from Haliotis rubra (blacklip abalone), 727 nucleotides. RefSeq names its product phytanoyl-CoA hydroxylase-interacting protein-like. Bases 58 to 672 code for a protein of 204 amino acids. Lineage: Eukaryota; Metazoa; Mollusca; Gastropoda; Lepetellida; Haliotidae. The record is from RefSeq and is a predicted model, not a curated record. The transcript is spliced from 2 exons.
AGUGGCCUUUACCGCAAUGCAACUGCUGAAUAUUUCUACCAACUUGAAAAUAAAACCAUGAUGCCAAGUGUAAAGGACAACUUUGGGAAUCCAAACUGUCCCAUAAACGGGAAACUUAAAGGUGUGUUUUUCGCGGUGACCCUUUGGAAGGGUGAUCUACCAACUACAUCCCCUUAUGGAGACACCAGAGUGGUGGUUCCCCUGGAGAGCCUCUUUGAUGACUCUGCCAGUCUGUACUUCGCCGAUUUCUAUCGUUUGAAAGAUGGUAAUCACUACGUCAUAUUGGUCCUUACAAGGACUGAUAAGGAUCUUGACGACUUCUGCCAGAGGCACCUCAUUAAAUUGAAUGAACGAACCAACGCGUUUCUGAGAAAGGAAGGAAGCACCUACAAAACACUCCGGCAGGACAACGUAUGGGUUUACGUCUUCUAUACAGGUGAAGUGGAUAUAUCGAAGCUGGACCUCACUGACAACGACGGGAACGUAAAAACACGGGGCCAGUCUAAUGUCAGUGGAGGUGACAGUGAGGGCAGUAUUGAAUCUGAAGCAUCGUCACCGGAUGGUGUCCCUGAACUUGGGAAAGAACUGUCAAAGCUUCAGUUAGGAAAGAUGAACACAGAUCAGUCUGGAAAGUACUACUUUUUGCAACAUAUGUAUAAUGUAUGUGGAUAAUCCCAAUGUAUAUGGGCCGGCUACCCUUUUUACAAUAAGCAUAAUAAUAAUUUGA